ACGUACUCAUAGGCCCUACUACGCAGUGACAUAACAGUCGCUCGACGGCCAUUUGUAAAAGGCUAGCAAGCAAAAGCAACCACUGUUCCGAGAGGUGCAUGGUGAUCGCCGUUCAAGGCCGGAACCCACUACUGCUUAGCGCAAAUACCGCUCCAGGGCUUGAGGCACACUCCAGGACUCGAUCGCGUGUCGGCGGAGUCGCAACCACUACCUACCCUCGACGCAGCGACGACAGUAUGGCGUCUGGCGAGCACAGUUUCAUGGCGCAGCCAGCGCAGCCUCCAGUUCCGUCACCGCUGGCCCCGCAGCCCAGCAACGGCGCAUCGAACAGCCCAACGUCGCAGGCGGUCCCGCCUGGCCAUCCCUCAUUCAGACGGCAGCGCGCCAGUCGAGCAUGCGAGACAUGCCAUUCGCGCAAAGUCCGAUGCGACGCCGCCUCGUUGGGUGUCCCCUGCACCAACUGCACCGCCUUCUCCAUCGAAUGCCGCAUCCCUACCCCGAAGCGCAAGAAGACGCAGACGUCGCGAGCCAAGGACGGAGAUGGCGCCAGCGAAGCAGGCGACAAUGAUGUUCGCUCGCCGGGGAGCACCUCUGUCGAGCCGCGCGACAAGACAACAGUGUCCAACUCGGAGGACGGCACGCCAGCAAACACCUUCUCUCAGGCCUAUGCCGCCCAGCAGGCCGCCCACCAUGGAACAUACGUGCAGUUUAUGAAGCCCAAGUUCGCCAGAGCGCCCAUCAAGGAGGCUGGCCGCGUCGCAUAUCUGGGCGAGUCGUCCAACUUGUCUCUACUGGUCCACGACCGCUACGGAACAACGGAUGUGGUGCACUAUCCAUUGCCGGAAAAUGUGCGUGGUGCUAAAGCGCGUGUGAAUGAGAUGGACAAUAUGGAGAUCGAGAUUCUGCACCAGAGAGGCGCUUUUCUGCUCCCCCCGCGGGCACUGUGCGAUGAGCUUGUCGAGGCCUUCUUCAAGUGGGUUGCGCCAGUGGUGCCUGUGAUCAACCGCAGUCGGUUUAUGCGCCAGUACCGAGAUCCAAAGAACCCUCCAUCUCUGCUUUUACUGCAGGCCGUCCUCUUGGCUGGCUCAAGAGUCUGCACCAAUCCCCAACUAAUGGAUUCAAGUGGUUCUACUACGCCGGCUGCCAUGACGUUCUACAAGCGCGCAAAGGCCCUGUUUGACGCAAACUUUGAGGACGACCGAGUCACCAUCGUCCAAGCGUUGAUUUUAAUGGGCUGGUACUGGGAAGGGCCUGAGGACGUGACAAAGAACGUUUUCUAUUGGACUCGUGUCGCCAUUGUCGUGGCACAAGGAUCGGGCAUGCACCGAAGCGUGGAGGGGUCACAACUAACGCGGUCAGACAAGCGGUUAUGGAAGCGCAUCUGGUGGACACUCUACAGCCGUGACCGUUCGGUAGCGGUUGCCCUUGGCAGACCGGUUGCAAUUGAUCCCGAAGACUCUGAUGUGGAGAUGAUCUCAGAGGAUGACUUUAUCGAUGAUGAGACUGACCGCCCGGCUGAGCACCCCCCAGAUCCAGUUCACGUUCAGUUCUUCAUCAACUACGUUAAGCUGAGUGAGAUUAUGGGUCUGGUCUUGUCGCAGCAGUACUCUGUGGCCUCCAAGUAUCGCAGAGCCAACGCCAUCGACCUGACCCAUAGCGAUAUGGCCCUCGCAGAUUGGCUACAACAUUGUCCUCCUGAAGUACAGUGGGAUCGGACGCGACACCAUUUCUGGGCUGCGUUAUUGCAUGCGAACUACUACACCACCCUCUGUCUGCUGCAUCGUGCACACAUGCCGCCGGCUGGAUCACCGAAGGCCACCAACCUGGACGGCUUUGGUGAAGAGCACGCUUACCCAUCAAGGAACAUCGCAUAUCAGGCCGCGGCCAUGAUCACAUCAAUCAUUGAGAACCUCCGAGCGCAUGACGAGAUACGGUACACGCCUGCAUUCAUUGUCUACAGCUUGUUCUCUGCUCUUAUCAUGCACGUUUAUCAGAUGAAGUCGUCGAACAAGUCAGUUGUGUCGGCGACAGAACAGCGCCUGCAGAUCUGUUUGGAUGCUUUGAGGGAGGUAUCCAAGGUCUGGCUUGUCGCAAAAAUGGUACACACGCUGUUUGAGUCCAUUCUGGGAAACAAGAACCUUGAAGAACGUCUACAGAAAGCUGCUGGUAGAAAUCACAAGAAAAAUAAGCCAGCUAGUGUGCCACCACCCCCGCCAAAGCCAGUACAGGAGGCUCCUAAACGCAAAUUCGAAGAGAUGGAUUUUGGAGGGUUUCCAACAAUUAAUGGACCGCCGGCUGCUCAGGUCUCAUACGAACGUUCAAGGCCCCAGACUCCCGCAGUCACGCCGUCUCGAGAGCUCCCACCUCAACAACAACAACCGAUGCCGCAAAUGUCAGCCGGGUCUCCACAACUGAAUCGCCAUAACCAUGACACUUUCAUGGGUCCAUCACGCUCAGGCACCCGUCCGACAACUCCCUUCAACCCUUCCUACUCAUAUCCUGGCACACCUCCUGACUUGUUCCUGAUAACUCGUGAUACACCAAACAUCAGCCAAGAAGUCUGGCAGAACUUCCAACCAGACCAGUUGUUUCCAGCAGAUACUCAAGUCAACUUCCCUCAGCCAGCCCAAUCGCUAGUUGAUCCAGCAUUGUCACAACCUCAGAACAUGCCCAUGCAACAACAAAGCAACGGCAAUAUGCAGUCGCAACCACAGCAGCCCCAACAACAGAUGCAGAACUCUAUGAGCGGCCAGUUCGACCAAAACAACCCGCAAGCAUGGGCGCAACAGAUGGAGAUGAUGCACCAGAACCAACAACAGAAUGGCGCGCAAGAGGAUACUUGGAGCAACAGCUCCGGCGGGAGACACAACCCAGUUGUGCCGAUGAGUCUCAACGUAGACGACUGGUUCAAUUUCUUUGGUAUCAACGGUGAGGCUGACAUGUCGCACCUCUUCCAACACGGUCCAUCUUGAGAAACGCUGUCUGCCCUGGGUCAGAGACGAUCUCUGCUCAUAAAAUAUAGUGUAUGGAGAGUUGCAUAGCAUUGGCGUUUUAUCGGACAGCAUCAGCACGGAGCGGAUUUACUCCUAUAUACAUGGAAAACACGUUGGUCUGAACUGACUUCUUGCGCAAGUCGUAUCACUUGACUAGUGCGACCAGGUUGCAGGACCGUGUAAGAACAAAUGCGCAGUGGGCUGCCAUGGAUUUGGAGGAUUGAGAAUAGAACACACACAGCCGAAAUCAUCACUGAAUUUGAUCCAACAGCCCCAAUACACUGUACCCUAUACAAAUGAACGAUGGGCAGCUGACAAUGUACGUA
Messenger RNA from Boeremia exigua, 3319 nucleotides. RefSeq names its product fungal-specific transcription factor domain-containing protein. Lineage: Eukaryota; Fungi; Ascomycota; Dothideomycetes; Pleosporales; Didymellaceae. Gene Ontology annotation, molecular function: zinc ion binding; DNA-binding transcription factor activity, RNA polymerase II-specific; DNA binding. The transcript is spliced from 6 exons. The record is from RefSeq and is a predicted model, not a curated record. Bases 99 to 2972 code for a protein of 957 amino acids. Gene Ontology annotation, biological process: regulation of DNA-templated transcription; DNA-templated transcription.